UGUGCGCAGGUCGGUCGCACUUCGCAGUAAAAAUAAUUCGUUUUUAGUCUUGCAUAUCUUGCACAUUCAACUAUACGGAGUAUCAGUGCAGUAACACGUUGACAUCAGUGACAUCUACAUAAGAUCACAUUUUGUUGUCUAAAUUUAGGUAUGCUUCGGGAUAGAGUUGAGCACUUCCAGGAUACUCCUUUCAGUAUCUCGCAACAGCUUAACCCGUAGGAUUCUCAAGCAUGUAAUAAAUGCCAUUCGGGUUAACUUAACUUAAUCCAAAUGAAAUCAUCCACCAAUGCACGAAACGAACACCCGAACUACUCGAAAGACAACGAUGGACUGAUUAUCAACGGUCCUGGUACGAAUCCCUAGGCCAAUGUGUUUCUAACAAGUGAAAUAUAACAAUAAAAGACUAGUCACCGGGAAUUAUAACUCUAAAGAUAAACUUCAUCCGCCGAUGGAGUUGGCUCUUAUCGAAGUAAAAUACAACAAUGGAAACAACACUAAAUCAAUUAUUUGCAACUCUUUGGAAGUGUUGGAGGAUAAGACGCAAGCACUACGUCAAUACAAUAAUCGUAAUCUUCCUGCCUAUGUUACUCUAUGGCAUUGUUUCCUGGAGUCGAAUAAAGUGUUGUCAAAUAGGUCAAAAAUACGUAAAUACAACCACCUACAUUGAACCAAUAACUGAAGACCAACUUUAUCAACAAUAUAAAGUUGAUAUUUCAAGCACCUACUUAUUGUACGCUCCUUCUACCAAGUUUAGUAAUCAGCUAAUGCGAGAAGUUCAAAUAAAAAUGGAGAUUUCAAACAAUAUGAUACGCUCCUUUGACACAGAAAUCGACCUAUUAGAAUUCUGUCAUAAGAAUCUUACAUCUGAUGGUACUGUUUACGCAGUAAUUUUUGGAAAUUUGGAGAAUAACACAGAUGAUAUACCAAUGGGCUUAAAUUACACUAUACGUAAUUUCGAAAAGAAUGUCGAUUGGAAUACUAAUUCAAGGUUUAAUGUUAUAGCAGCAGAAUAUAUUCCGAAUACAGGCUCUGAAAAGUAUUUUAAUAAUGCUUUUAUUAACCUACAAUUAGCCAUCGAUAAAGAAUACCUACUGAUGAAGAAUAAAAAUUCAUUAGGCUUUGACUUAUCUUUUCAGGAGUUUCCCUAUCCGGAACAUAUAGAUGAUUUUGGAUUUUCGGAGAUCUUUAUGAUAUUUCUACCGCUGACAACGGUCAUCAGUACGAUAUUUAUUUUUCCGGCAACUUUAAGGCCCAUGCUAGAUGAAAAAGAAUCUGGUAUUAAAGAACUGUCUAAAAUGAUGGGGUUACAUCCUAGUGUGAUGUACCUUGGUUGGUUCAUUGAUGCAUUCUUGCCGAUGAUAAUUCCUGCGGCAGUUUGUACAAUUUUAAUGAAACUAAGAUGGGGCUACGCAUAUGCUGCAAUUGAAUAUUGCAAUGGAUAUAUUUACGCUAUAUUCUUAUUGCUGUAUUUUACCACUUGUAUUGCCUUCUGUUUAUGUGUCGCUUCCUGGUGUGACUCAACUGCAUUUUCAACUGCGUCAAGUAUUGGAAUAUGGAUCAUCAUGUAUAUUGGAUCGCAAAGCAUCACAAAUCUAUCAGAUUUGGGAUUUACUCUUAAUAUAAUAUUAUUUUUAAUUCCUAAUUUUGCAAUGAAGUCCGGAUUUAAUGCAAUCGCCUUAUAUGAACUCAACGGACAUGGAAUUCAAUGGAAUAAUCUAUUUUCUACUGCAAAUGGUGAUGUAAACGCUCCCCCUUUAGGAUAUUCCCUGAUAAUGUUCUUAGUUGAUAUUAUUAUCUUGCUUGUUUUUGGUUUUUACAUUGAUCAAAUUCGUCCGGGAAAACAUGGGCUUCCAAAACCGUGGAAUUUUCCUUUUAUUGCCAUUUUUAGUAAGGGCUUGAAAAGAAUCAAGAAGAGGGAGCAAUAUAACGAAAUAAAUUCAGCAAAUAUAAAAUUUGUGGAAGCUAGCACGAGGACUGCUGGUAUUGCUAUAAAAAAAUUAACAAAAGUUUAUGGUGACAAGAUUGUUGUCAAUAAUUUAACGGUAAAUUUCUAUGAGGGUGAAAUUGCUGUUUUAUUGGGCCGUAAUGGUGCUGGCAAAACUACUACCAUGUCGGUGCUCACUGGUAUGACAGAAGCAACUCAUGGAAAUGUUUGGAUCAACAAUUAUGAUAUUUCUGAGAAUCUCAACUACGUGAGAACUGUAAUAGGAAUAUGCCCACAGCACAAUCUACUCUUUCCUGAAUUAACGGUCAAGGAACACGUAUUAUUUUUUGCUAAGCUACAUAAUGAAGCCAAUGCAAAGAUCAAAGUACGUAAACUGCUUAAAACUCUGAACAUCUACGACCAGAAAAAUAUGUACCCGCAAGAUAUCUCCGGUGGAAUGAAACGCAAACUUUGUUUAGCUAUAGCGAUGAUAUCCAACCCGUCUGUGCUAAUACUGGAUGAACCCACUUCAGGAUUAGAUCCAAAAUCACGAAGAGAAUUCUGGGAUCUUAUCUUGGGCUGGCGCUCGGAGAAUCCAAAUGCCACCAUAAUGGUAUCGACACAUUUCAUGGAGGAGGCAGAUGUACUGGGUGAUCGAAUCACCAUCAUGGAUAGCGGUCAACUUGUAGCGCAAGGCACACCGAUGUACCUCAAGAAAGAGUAUGCAAACGAGUGUCAUUUUUCGCUGAUUUUGAGGAAUGAUGUCAAAAAGGCUCAAUUAUACGCCGACUGUAAACAAGUACUCGGUGAUAACUUCUCUUUCCUCACCGAUUCAAAUUUCUAUAAAAUUGUUACGGAAAAUCACAACGGGAAUAUGAUCAAGUUGUUAGAGAAAAUUGAUAAUGGUGGCUAUGUUAAACAUGUGGGAAUAUCUAUACCUUCAAUUGAGGAUGUCUUCUUGAAAUUAUCAAGUUGGAAAAAUAGCCAGGAUAUAGCAGUUAACAUAUCCGAGAAGAAUGCGAAGGGGUCUAUACACGGCCAAGAUAUAUUUUCAUGGAUAACCGAAUACAGUUACAAAUUUGGCGGAUAUGCUUAUCAAUGGAAACGCUACUUCCCCUGUUUGUUAGUGUCUAUCGGAAUGAUCUUACUUCUUCGCUUUUCUGGCUCGACCCAAACGGUAAGUCGCGUAUCGCGCCCGGAAUUACCCUUACAAUUAGGACCCUAUGGAAAAACUGUUGUGUACUACAGUGUUGAUUCGAGUAUUAAACCUCCAAUCACUCAGAUACUAGAACAACUAAUUAUUGAGCAAGGUUCGCAGCCAAAACGCGUCGAGUCUGUUUCCGAUGCAUUGAUUGCGAUGGGCGUGAAAAACCUAGACGACUACAAGCAGAAAGCGGUAGUUGCUUUAGAAUUUAACGCAACCACUGACAAUACAGUCCUGCUGAACAUGAUGUUUUCGAAUUCGGCUUUGCAUGGUGCACCGAUCGUUCUAAAUAUAGCAACUAAUGUUAUCGCCAAGGUGUUCGCAAGUGGCGCCAUUGGCGCCUCCAAUCAUCCAAUUCAAACAAACGACGGUCUCAUGACCGGUCAAUUCGCAAACGAAAUUGAUAUAAUUUUGUUGUGGGUUAUCUUGGUGACAAUUGCAUUACUGUUUCUUUUUGUCAGUUACAUCAACUUUCCGUUCAAAGAACGUGUUAAUAAUUUCAAACACCUAGUAUACAUGUCCGGUGUUAGUCCGCUUAAAUAUUGGCUACGAUUGUAUUUCUUCCAACUGAUGGUUUUAUACUUGCCAGCUGUAUUUAUUCUGUGUGGGAUAUUAGUAUCGAACCCAUUAUAUUAUCAGGGAGCAGUUCCUUUGGUGAUUGUUCUGGGUUUGUACGGCGCCAUGAUGAUUCCGUUUGUUUUCUUAUUCAGUUAUAAAAGUAGCGUUGCGGAAGCUGUAGGUUCACUCACAAGUAUUACCAUUUUCACUGGUUUGGUGUGUCCGUUUGUGAUUGGUAUUUUGCACAACUGCGACGAGGCGACAUACAAGAACAUAAGUAAUGCUUUUCAUGUGUUUGCAUUGAUCGGUCCGCAGUACUGGCUGACAAACUGUUUGAUCACUUUUGCAAAAAAAUCAUUUUGGUUGUACAAGUGGGAUAAUAUGUUGACUAUGCAAAAAGACGCCUUGUGCAAAAUCAAUUACAACCCAUGCUGUAAAAUUACAGAAGAUACCGGUUUAAUUGCUGCCAGUGGAGAUUCUUGCAUAUCUUACAAAAGUUAUUUCACAAAGGGUCUUAGUCCAAUGUAUCUAAUUGCGGUUCCCAUUAUCAAUACUCUAUUUUACUUUACCUUGCUUUGUCUGAAUGAUUCCUUCGGCUUCCAUCACAGCUUGAAGAAAAGGAUUGAAUCUAAUUUAUUCCUCAUAAAAAACUCAGUCUGGAACAACGGAAACAAUAUGUCAAAUUUCACUUUAAAAGAAUUUCAAGUGAACGACUUAAAGAAAGCCGGAGGAAUUGAGGGUAAUCACAUUGUCGAUAAUGUCUCUUUCGACGUAAAACCUGGCCAUUGCUACGGUUUAUUGGGUGUCAAUGGCGCCGGAAAAACUACUACAUUCAAAAUGCUCACCGGUUUGGAAGUUCCGACAGCUGGAACAGCAAACAUGGAAUUUUCAAACGAAAAAAUUGAACCAAGGAAUCAAACAGUCAGUAUGUCUGAUUCGAAAACAUGUAGUACAUAUUUUAAAGAAAUCGGCUACUGCCCACAAUCCAACGCAAUAAACGGAUUUCUCAGUGCACAUGAUUUGCUGAAGAUGUUUGCCGCCAAUCGAGGGGCAUCCUUAAGUGAUGUGGAUGAUAUGUUGAUGCGACUAGGUUUAGAUAAGUUCGAAAAUAUACCUUGUGGAAUACUCAGCGGCGGAAACAAACGAAAAUUAUGUUUAGGCAUUUCACUAAUUGGACGUCCAUCAGUAGUAUUCCUAGAUGAACCCACUUCCGGUGUUGACCCGGUUUCAAGAAUAAUGAUUUGGGACAUACUGAAAGAGAUCAAAGAGAAAAAGCGUCAAUCAUUGGUACUCACUUCGCACAGCAUGGACGAAUGUGAGAAAUUAUGCGACUUCAUGGCAAUUAUGAAAAAAGGAAAUGUACACACAAAAGGAAGCAUCAAUGAAUUAAAACUAAAACAUGGCGAAGGGUUAAAUAUCAAAAUCAAAUUGCAACCAGUCAAAAUUGACAUGAAUGCAGUAGAUACAAUUGAUUCCACAAAGAUAUUUGAAAUGGUCAAACAAGAAGUAGGAGACCAAAUCCAGGUGAAAGAUCAACAUGAGAGUUUGUUGCAUUAUUUCGUACCAGAAAUUAAAUGCAGUGUUAGCGAUUUGAGGAAGAUCUUCGUUGCCAUGGAAAAAUUGAAGCAUAGAACUAAAUCGCCGGUGGAAGACUAUACAAUAAGCACGUCUUCACUUGAAGAUAUAUUUCUAUCCGUUGCAGACUGUAAAAGUGGCUAAUAAUUGAUUGUACCGAAUGUUCCUGGUAUACAAAAGUAAUAUUCUUAUUGUCAGCAAAGAAUCUGCUUGGGCAAAAUACAUAAAAAAGUGUAGGUAACGCGAACCAUGUUAUCACGAUCAGAGUCCCUCAGACAAAAUUGCAGACGUGGUGGUGCACAAGUCUGCUCCUGACUAAGAGAACAAUAGAGCAGAGGAGGUCUUGACUCCAGUAUGUUAUUGCUUGGAAAAAAGAAUGCACCGCAAAUUUAAAAAUUUGAAAAAUUUUACUAGCAUAAUCCAGCCCUGCAUACUUCAAAAAUGAAAAUAUGGUCCGGUCAUAAAUUAUUUUCAAACACCUUGUUGAUUUAGGCAAAAAUGAUAGAGCGGUUACGGAACCCGAAAACAACCACAAUUUAUUAUUGGAAACUGUGUCAAAAUUUCCACGACUACUUGAAUUUAAAUUGACCCACGCGGUGAUUAUCGCCACACAGGGGUGGCUUCAGGGAAAUAGCACGAUUAACAACCCGGACAAGUGAUACGGAACGAUAUAUGGAGCAAACUAACACCUGACAAAUCAGGCACAAAAUAAAAAUCCUGCGUUUCCUUGCCGAACGCUUGUAUAUUAGGAACACUUUGAUAUACAAACAUUUAUGGCAUUUAUUGCAUAUGAUAUAUUGAUAUUGAUAUUGUAUUGUAAAAUUGUAAUUUGUGUAUUAACUUGUAUUUCGAUAUCGUGUUAUGAAACUUUGUCUAUUGAAUGUCGUACGUGAGGUAACAUCCGUGAUUACGUACAUGGCAUAUCUAAUAAUAAAAUGUAAUUUGUAUGAUGUUCUACUAUUCAAUAAAUGUACUAGUAAUAUA
Dalotia coriaria is the source of this 6245-nucleotide messenger RNA. RefSeq names its product phospholipid-transporting ATPase ABCA3-like. Gene Ontology annotation, biological process: lipid transport; transmembrane transport. The coding region runs from base 483 to 5405 and encodes 1640 amino acids. Gene Ontology annotation, molecular function: ATP hydrolysis activity; ABC-type transporter activity; lipid carrier activity. Gene Ontology annotation, cellular component: membrane; intracellular membrane-bounded organelle. The record is from RefSeq and is a predicted model, not a curated record. The transcript has 15 exons. NCBI's taxonomy places the organism in Eukaryota, Metazoa, Arthropoda, Insecta, Coleoptera, Staphylinidae.